GGGAGAGCUUCAGUGGCAGGGUAGGAGUGGAGUGCCAGUGUCCCUUCCCUGCACUGUACCCCUUGGUCUAGGGACAGAUGGAAACAGGGAAGAAACUAGGCCCUGCACUCCUCCCCACGUCCUUACCCUAGGCUUGGACUUAGCAAGAACAAACCAGAAUCCUACUAGACCCAGGGGGCUACAGAACCCACAUACCCUACCCAAGUACUCCAGAAAAAUGCUUUGGAAGGUGGUGGCUUGUAGAGAGGCAAGAAAUUGGGGCUCCCCUCCCAGUACUGCCAAGGAACACCCCCAGUGAGGGGAGGCAUCUGCCAGAUACUUAGAUAGUUGCUCCCUAAAAAGAGGCCUGAAACCACACUGGCCUGGGACUUGCCAAUUAGCAGCAUGUCGACGCCUUCCCACAGUUCUAUACUUUCCCCUGGGACGGACACACACACACACACACACACACACACACACACACACACCUGACAACUCCACCUGAGGACCUCCUCACUGACCCUCAGCAUAGUUUACCCAUCUUGUAAGCAUUAUAUGUUGGUGCCAACAUCCCCCUCUGAAACUGGGUAACCCAGACCACCUCCCCUAGCUGGCACUCCUGGGCUGGCAGAGGGUGGGAGCCGCCCACACUGCCUCCCACUGGCAGUCACUCAGCAGCAAACACUGCAGCAAGCAGCCGCUUCUGCCCAGACGAGCCUGUAAGAUUAUGUCCUCCGUUUCUGCCAGUUGCAAGGAACUCUGUUGAGACACAGGUCCAGUCUCAGCAAGGAGCUUGAGCUAAGCAGCAGGCAAGAUUUCUAGAUAUGUGGGGCCAAGAUGAAGAGACUUUACCAAGUACCAUCCUAUCACAUACGCUAUGCCCGUCAAUGACAUGCAUAUGUUAGGGACCCUGAAGGGACCAGCUACCUGCACUGACUAGCUGGACUUUAAAAGCUGCUUCCGGCUGUCUCACCUGGUAGCCACUGUCAAGAAGUUCAAGGAGACUCAGCUCUCCAUGAUUCUCUCUGGAGUCACUAGAAGGUUCCAACGCUGUGCUGAGGGAUGGCCUGGGAGGAAGGUUCCUCACUCAGAACUUCAACCACACAGACAGAGGAGGGUAUAAACCCAGAGGCUGAGGGGACGCUGGAGAGCUAGUUAGCUUGCCCUGCCUUCUCUGUCUCAAGCCAGCUGAACCCAGAGAUUUGAACUUGCCUGAGGCCCUAGGCCUCGUCAACAGAGGAAAUAGGGUCCCCAUUCCAGAAAGGGUCCUAAUCCAGAGUGAGGAGGCUCUGGCCAUGGGAAAAGGCUCCUAACAGAGUGGUGGGGCUUUUGCCCUCUUAACCAAUUACAUCCGAUUUGUCCACAGCAAGUGCCCCCUGAAGUCUACACACAGGCCCUGAUUUUACGGCUGAAGAAACCUAAGGCUAGGAGUGCAUGCAUACCCAGGGUCACCCCCAAAAGCCUUUUGUGAGACUAGAGCCUGGGUUUCCCCCAGACGUACCACAGCCACACCAGUCUCAUCCUGGCCACUUGAGCACCUCCCCUCCCUACUCCAGAGAGGGUCACCAGGCUUGUGGCGGACCUGAUGUCUCCCCCUUUCACUUAGUCCCUGUCACCUCCCCACAGAGAAGUGUAUGUAGUUGCCCUAGCUCCCUGCUUCUCUGAAAACAGGGUCCCUUCAUCCUAAUAUGUCAGCUAUAAGAUAAGACCUUGCCUCCAAUCCCUAGGACCUCAGACAAAUCAGUUAACCUUACUGAGCCUCCAGUUCUCCAACAGGGAAAUGGGGCAGAAAUGAACUUCAUUCAGGAUUCACUCACGAGGUGGUGAAAGAGUCGUGAACCAGCUUGGCCCAGAACACCUGGCCAGCAGGUGCAGUUCCUAUGACCAGUGAUGACACAGGGACUUAGAGCCUGGGCCAGGUGAAGCUAACACUCCCUGGGGCACCUGUCAUUCCGGCCUUUUUUUUUUUUUUUUUCCCCUUUUCUUUUCUUUCUCAGGUUCUUUUAUGACCACGGGGGUAUGAGGGAAAGAAACCAGGCCCUUAAAGACUGAGAUGUGCAGAUCCAUCUACCGGGGGCAAACUGGUUGCUGAGGGGACCGAGCUUUCCCAGGGACCAGGAGAACUAACUUUGGACACCCUGUUCCCCAGCAUUUUCUCAUACUCUGGAGUGAGGUCUUAGUUAGCCGGCUUCCCUGUCAAGUAGCAUUUAGAAGGUGUGAGGGUGCCCCAUCUUGAAAAACCCCUAGAGGCCAGGGCCUGAGCUAGCUCAGGACUGCCAGGGACAACCUCGCAACCUGGUGGGCCUUUUUUAUCCAGAGCUGUGUGGGUGGGGACAGCCCACCCACAGCCUCCUCUUCUUGUUCCAGCCUUGCUGUGCUUCGCAAAUAUUUGCUUUCCCUGACACUGACUUGACUGGGCAGGAAGAGGGUGUUUUUGAGGGUCUGUGAGGCAGCCCGCUUCCUUGCUGUCCCUGGAGAAGCUGGCUAGACCUACUCUGGGGUUCCAGCCAAGUAUAGCUCUCCCAGGAUCCCAGAACCUGAGGCUUUUCCGUCCCCUUUACCUUGGUACUGAGAAGCCUCAGUCCCAGUCAGCCUAUGUGGGACAGGGAGUGGACCUUUGCUAGCCCUGGGCUACCCUUCACAGAGCAAGGUCUCCCUCAGGGUUCCCCCCAGGCCAGAACUGAACUUUCUCCAGGCCUGGCGGCCAUGAAGGGAGCGCAUUAGCCAGAAAAGCCCCUUAAUCAGACUGGACAACUCAGUCACCAAGAGCCCAACCUCCCUAUUGGGAAACCCCCUCCUAAUAUAGAGCCUCUGGCCAGACUAGGAUAAAGGCCACACUGUUCCCCUGGAGGGGAGAGGAGGGGCUGGAAAAAGGUGGCUCUGUUGGCCACACAAGGCCCCAUUCAGCCUGGGGCCUAGUUGUCCCAGGCAAGCUGACCAGCCUGUGUAGCAGCCAUGGCCUCCCUGGGUCUGUGAGCCACCAGUGCUGGCCAGAGAUGACUGGCCUAACAGAAGCAGCUUCCGGGCCACAUACGACCUUGUGUGGCUCUAAUUCUGCCAACCUCCACUUGCCACCACAGGAGGUAGAGGUAUUGGGCCCCUAAAGAAACUACCCACCAUCCAUUUUCUCCUCCAUCUCCCCCAAGGGAGCAUGGGUACCACCUGGUUACCGACCACAGGCAGAGCUCCUACCCCAUCUGGGAGGACUUCAACUCCAAGGCGGCGAAGCUGCACUCCCAGCUGAGGACCACUGUGCUGGCUGCUGUGGCCUUCCUUGAUGCCUUCCAGAAAGUAGCUGACAUGGCCACCAACACCCGAGGGGCCACGCGGGACAUUGGCUCAGCACUCACGCGCAUGUGCAUGCGCCACCGCAGCAUCGAGACCAAGCUGCGGCAGUUCACCAACGCGCUGCUGGAGAGCCUCAUCAAUCCACUGCAGGAGCGCAUCGAAGACUGGAAGAAGUCAGCCAACCAACUGGACAAGGACCAUGCGAAAGAGUAUAAACGAGCCAGGCAUGAAAUCAAAAAGAAGUCAUCUGACACGCUGAAGCUGCAGAAGAAAGCGCGCAAAGGGAAAGGAGACCUGCAGCCCCAGCUGGACAGCGCGCUGCAAGAUGUCAACGACAUGUACCUGCUACUGGAGGAGACGGAGAAGCAGGCUGUGCGCCGCGCACUGAUCGAGGAACGGGGCCGUUUUUGCACUUUUAUCACCUUCCUUCAGCCCGUGGUGAACGGCGAACUGACCAUGCUGGGAGAGAUCACCCACCUGCAGGGCAUCAUUGACGACCUGGUAGUGCUGACUGCAGAACCCCACAAACUGCCUCCCGCCAGUGAGCAGGUGAUCAAAGACCUGAAGGGCUCUGACUACAGCUGGUCAUACCAGACCCCACCCUCGUCGCCCAGCAGCUCCAGCUCCCGGAAGUCCAGCAUGUGCAGUGCCCCCAGCAGCAGUAGCAGUGCCAAGGGUGGCGGAGCCCCAUGGCCUGGGGGCGCCCAAACAUACUCACCCAGUUCCACCUGUCGCUACCGCAGCCUGGCGCAGCCAGCCACCACCCGCCUCUCCAGUGUCUCCUCCCACGACUCUGGCUUCGUCUCCCAGGAUGCCACCUACUCCAAGCCCCCUUCGCCCAUGCCUUCAGACAUCACCAGCCAGAAGUCCUCCAGCUCCGCGUCCUCCGAGGCCUCAGAAACCUGCCAGUCGGUUAGCGAGUGCAGCUCCCCGACCUCGGACUGGACCAAGACUGGUCCCCAUGAACAGCCCUCAGCCACCACCCUGCAGCGGAGGAAGGAUCGUGUGGAACAUCUCCGUGACACUGAGACAGGCCCAGCUGGUGGAGGCACUGUGGGCUCCAGUGGAGAGGAGGUACCACGAACCCGGAUGUCCCCUGCCACCAUAGCAGCCAAACAUGGUGAGGAGGUAUCCCCUGCUGCCAGCGACCUAGCCAUGGUGCUGACCCGUGGACUGAGCCUAGAACACCAGAAGAGCAGCCGGGACUCGCUGCAGUACUCCAGUGGCUACAGCACACAGACCACCACACCUUCCUGCUCCGAGGACACCAUCCCCUCCCAAGGUAUGGGGUUCGGGGACCAACUUGGUCCUGGGCUCAACACACCCUGUGUGUCUCCAGGCUCAGACUACGACUGCUACUCUGUGAACGGGGAUGCAGACAGCGAAGGUCCCCCUGAAUUCGACAAAUCGUCCACCAUUCCUCGAAACAGCAACAUUGCCCAGAACUACCGCCGCCUGAUCCAGACCAAGCGUCCAGCCUCCACUGCGGGGCUGCCCACCGCGGGGCUGCCCACAGCCAUGGGGCUGCCCUCAGGUGCACCUCCUGGUGUGGCCACCAUCCGCCGCACGCCCUCUACCAAGCCCACUGUGCGCCGUGCCCUGUCCAGUGCUGGCCCCAUCCCCAUCCGCCCACCCAUCGUCCCUGUGAAGACACCCACGGUGCCCGAUUCCCCUGGCUAUGUGGGGCCCACACGGGCGGGCAGUGAGGAGUGCGUCUUCUACACAGACGAAGUGGCCUCGCCUCUGGCUCCAGACCUGGCCAAAGCCUCCCCAAAGAGGCUCAGCCUUCCUAACACAGCCUGGGGCAGCCCGUCCCCAGAGGCGGCUAGCUACGGCGGGGCUGUGGUCGGGCUAGCCGCUGAGGACGAUGAAGUGCAGCAACUGGCUGCCAACAGGCACAGCCUGGUGGAGAAGCUCGGGGAACUGGUGGCCGGCGCCCAGGCCCUGGGCGAGGGCCAGUUCCCCUUCCCUACUGCCCUGUCGGCCACCCCUUCGGAGGAGACGCCCACUCCACCUCCUGCUGCCACCAGCGACCCCCCGGCCGAAGACAUGCUGGUGGCCAUUCGACGCGGGGUCCGGCUGCGCAGGACCGUCACCAACGACAGGUCAGCGCCCCGCAUCUUAUGAUGGUGCCACCCACCCCUCCCUGUCUGGGCCUGGCACAAGCAGGUGGCCUGAUCUGUGAGCAGCGGCCAGCCACUCUGAGCAGCGGCAGAGCCAGAAGACAGACCAGCGCCAGGAGUGAGGCACAGCCACUUUACAGAGAGAGACAACCAGGCUGGAUCGCAGCAUCUCACGGGAAGUGACUUCCCUUACACACCUCGCCAGGACAGAGCCUGUUUUAUACUGUCCUUACCUACUCAACCCUCCUCUUCCUUCCUGCAGGCCCUGACUCAUCCAAACCCCAGAGCCCACAACCAAGGGCUGGGCCUGCUACCUGGGCCCCACCUGGCCCGGGGUCUGCGACUCUUCCUCUGGCCCGGCUGCCCUCCAGGGCCAUAUGCCCAGCUCUUUCCUUGAAUGCUGGCUCCCUCUUCUCCCUGCUUGGGCCAUGUCCCGUUUCCUCUUGCCUUUGUCCUGCCUCUCCCAGGCUCCUCUCUUUGGAGGACAGGGUGGUCAUGGAGGGGCCAGGUACCCAAUCAGCUGAGGACAUUUUUGUGACUGGGUUUAGGGACAGUCAGGCAUUGGGAAGCCAGACUCACUCGUGGGAAAGAGAGGCUGGAAGGAGGGAAUGUAGGGCCUUGUCUCAGGGGACCCUCCAGUUCCCCUCCCCCUGUGAAGAGUAGCUAGUGGAGGUGAGGCAGGGCAGACAGGGAAUGAGUCCAGAGCCCCAUAGCAGGUAUUUCCGAUGCCCUGUUCUUGGCUGGAUGUGCUGAAGCUUUAACUCUAGGGGAACCUUGGGGUUACAGUUUCACCCAUUGCUGAAGACGGUAUGGGAGUUACUCUAUGACUAUAAUAAAAUGGAGCUGACCCUAGACAAGAGCUGUGUGGGGCAAGCCGGUGGUACAGGGUGUGUGUCUGAGUGCCUGAGAGAGCUGUGGGAGUCCCAUGGUGGGCUCGUGGCCAGAGAAGGGUAGAAUCAGCUCUUCCCAAUCCAGGGGAAGCUACUCUUCUUGCUAGUGUCUGAAGUGUCGGUAGAAUAAGGCUGGAAAGGGUAGGCCAGGGCCUCUGGCCAGUCUGGUGUGGUCUGAGUGAGCUGCAGGCCCAGCUUGAAGCAAGUCUUAGAAGGUUGGUUUUGGCUUUCUGUUGCCAGAGGCAACCCCAUCCCAAGAAAAUCUUUGCGUGCAGGCCUAGCUGGGGCUGGCAUCAGGGGCCAAAGAAAGAGUGGGUCCUGCCUCCACUGUGCAGCCCAAGUCUGAGCAAGUCAAAGCACGUUAAGUGUAGGCCAGAGGAGAGAUUCAGGAGGUAGGGCAGGCAGCAGACUCUAAGGUAGCAUUCUGCCCGACCCUACAGGGAGUCCAGAGAGCUUACCUUGGUCUCGAUGGAAUGGAGUUGAGGCUGACCAGGGCCCAAGGAUACCAUCAACUGGUAUCCUAGCAGGGCAGCCCAAUAGGUGUGGUGAAGCAGGGAUUCCUGUGUGUGGGCGGGGUUACCACAGGCCCCUGUGUGUGGGCGGAGUUACCACAGGGCCCUGUGUGUGGGCGGAGUUACCACAGAGCCCUGAGACUGCUAGAGAGUUAUCUCCAGGGUCUGAGACCUGGCCCACCAAACUCGGUUGUAACCAGAGCCUCAAGUGUAGCGUCCAGGAAAGCAAAUGGUCAGGUGUGGAACCCCCGAGGCACAGUUUGGCUUCACCUCCCCCAACAGGACUGUCAGGGUUGAUGGAAAGGGAUGCAGGAUAUCAAGUGGGCGGAUGUGGCCCCUGCACCCAGGCUGUGGCUGGGUCCUAGAGAAGGGUGUCUAAGUAGAUGGGCUCACUGCCAUCUGGGGACUCCAGGCCCUGAUGGGAAGGGAGGCCAGGGACUUCCCAGGAAGAGGAUGGAGUGGCAUGCCCUCCCCCACUUUUAGCCUUCCCCUCCCCUCCAGGGCUGUACAUACUCCAUCCCCUCGUCUGACCCACAAGUAUCCUUCUCCACUGCCACUUCCUCUAGUGCUCACUCCCUCAUAGGCCCGCCCUCGGGAUCCGAGUCAACCAUCCUGCAUCACAGACUGGUUUGGGGGCUUCUUCACACACUUUUUAUUUUUUGUUUUCAUUUGUACAGCAAAACAUUCUUUUCAAAUGUGUCUUUCGACUGACGUAACUUUUCUGGUGCUGUUAACUUGUCUUUUUUUUUUUAAUUUAUUUUGCCACCCCUCCUGGUUCCUACUCACCCCCCCCACCCCACUCCCCCUACUCCUAUCCCAUUACUUUUAUUCUUUUCUUUCUGCCAAGUUUUGGAUAAAUUCUCCCACCCACCCCGGUUUCCAUCCUCUCCUUGAUUUAAAUAGUCACUGCUACAAAGUAACAAAUGCACUGUGAAGAUUCCAGUAUUAAUAAAGUGGUACUGUAGUUAACA
Rattus norvegicus (Norway rat) is the source of this 7763-nucleotide messenger RNA. The record is from RefSeq and is a predicted model, not a curated record. NCBI's taxonomy places the organism in Eukaryota, Metazoa, Chordata, Mammalia, Rodentia, Muridae.